UCGAUGCACGUGGAUUAAAUUAUACCGCUAUCGCGCUGCUUACUGAUGUGAUCACACUCGAAAAGUAUAUAAAAAGUUGUGUUCGAUUCGUAUGUCCAUCAAACAGUUCGUCAAUUCUUUUCAAUUGAUACGCUUACAGUAAACUUUUAAUAGUUCAAAGCUGAAAAAAUGCAGAGUCUAAAGUCUUUCACACUGCUGUUCAUUGGCUUGGUGGUAUCCGAGUUCUUAGGCGUGAAUGUGUGUGAAAAACCGUCCGUGCAAGAAAGAGUACAAGCUCUGGAGUUGAUCAAUUCUCCAAAACAACUAGACGUAAACAAAAGAGACACAAAAGGAAAUACAGCUCUGCAUAGAGCUGCUAUGUAUGGUCACAAUGAUGUCAUCAAAGAGCUCAUUCGUUUAGGAGCCAAAGUUAAUAUUGAAGAUCCUUCGAAAGCGACACCUCUUCAUUUAGCUGCUAAGAAUGGUCACCAGGAUGUUGUUGAAGAGCUCAUCAAGAAUAAAGCUAAAGUUGAUUUGAAAGAUGAUUUUAACCUGACACCUCUUCAUUAUGCUGCUAUGGAAGGUCACAAAGAUGUCGCCAAACUUCUCAUCGGUAAAGGAGCCAAUGUUAAUAGUGCAGAUCAAUCGAAUCUGACACCUCUUCAUUUAGCUGCUUUGAAUGAUCACAAGGAUGUUGCUGAAGAGCUUAUCCGUAAAGGAGCCCAUGUUGAUAUCGGAAAUCAUUUGAAUUGGACGCCUCUUCAUUUAGCUGCUGAGAAGGGUCACAAGAAUAUCGUCAAUCUUCUUAUCGGUGAAGGAGCCAAAGUUAAUAUUAGAAAUGACUCUAAUAUGACACCUCUUCAUUUAGCAGCUUUGAAUGGUUACAUGGAUGUUGCUAAACAACUCAUGGCCAAUAAAGCCAACGUUAAUUAUAAAGAUGAUUUUAAUAUGACACCUCUUCAAUAUGCUGCUAAGAAUGGUCAUAAGGAGUUGGCUAAAUAUCUCGGUGGACGAAAGUGAUUUAACUUAAUAAUCGGAUUAUUUCCUUCAACUGUCAUUUGAAAUAUAAAUUCCAAUACAUUUUUUGUCAAUCUUUGACCAUA
Molecule: messenger RNA, 1082 nt
Organism: Sitodiplosis mosellana (orange wheat blossom midge)
Lineage: Eukaryota; Metazoa; Arthropoda; Insecta; Diptera; Cecidomyiidae
Product: ankyrin repeat, PH and SEC7 domain containing protein secG-like
Exons: 10
Coding region: 169-999 (276 amino acids)
Molecular function (GO): protein binding
Source: RefSeq, a predicted model, not a curated record